AGGGCGCGCGGCGGAGCAGCUCGUCUCGUGACGCUCCCGGAACGCGGCCGCGCUGCAAACGGUGCGCCCGGAACGGCGAAGGCGCCGCGCCCGCCCAGCCUGGCUGCCCGCUCGGGGCCGUGGCCUCUGGGCUCCCUGCCGCUGCCGCUGCCGCCGCCGCCGCCGCCGCCCCGGGCGCCCCUGCCCGCCCUGCCCGCCCUCAGCCAUGCUGGCCCGAGAAUGGACGCGGCGGAGUACGAGGCGCUGGCCGUGCGGGAGCAGCUCUUCCACGAGAGGGUCCGCGAGUGCCUCAUCUCCACCCUUCUCUUUGUCAGCCUCUACAUCCUCUGCCACUUCGUUCUAACCCGCUUCAAAAGGCACACGGACUUCACCACAGUUGAUGAUGACGAGGAUGCCGCUGUCAACAGAAUUGCGCUGUGGCUGUGCACCUUCACCUUGGCCGUAUCUCUCGGCGCCGUGCUCCUGUUGCCCUUCUCCAUCAUCAGCAAUGAAGUCCUGCUCUCCUUUCCACAGAACUAUUACAUCCAGUGGCUGAAUGGCUCCCUCGUCCAUGGGCUCUGGAAUCUGGUUUUCCUCUUCUCCAACCUCUCCCUCGUCUUCCUCAUGCCAUUUGCCUAUUUCUUCACUGAAGCCGAAGGCUUUGCCGGAUCAAAGAAGGGCAUCAUGGCCCGUGUAUACGAGACCUUCGUGGUGCUCCUGUUGCUGACCUUGUUGGUGUUGGGGAUGGUCUGGGUAGCAUCAGCGAUUGUGGACAACGACGCAGCCAGCAGGGAAUCUCUCUACGACCUAUGGGAGUAUUAUCUCCCCUACCUCUAUUCGUGCAUCUCCCUGUUUGGUGUGCUGCUGCUGUUGUUGUGCACACCCUUCGGCCUGUCACGUAUGUUCACCGUCACAGGGACGCUACUGGUGAAGCCCAGGCUUCUGGAAGAUCUAGACGAGCAGCUGAACUGCACAGUGUUCGAGGAAAUGGCCAUUUCGCUCAAGAUCAACUCUGGGAAAAGCUGCUGGCUCAGCUUCGACAUGGACUUGCUGAGACAACAAUAUCUGGCAAUCCACACACACAGGAUAACACUGGAGACACGUCGGAAGGCCUCGGCGUGGCAGAGGAACCUGGGCUACCCACUGGCCAUGCUCUCUCUGCUCUCUCUGACGGGUCUCUCUGUCCUUGUAGUCUGUUUCCACGUCUUGGAGCUGUUGUUGGACGAUGCAGCAAUGCCCCGCGGAAUCCAGGAGGCACCGCUAGGAAAAGUUUCCUUUUCUGUCUUUGGCUCCUUCGGGGCAGCCAUGCAGGUGAUUCUUAUAUUCUAUUUAAUGAUUUCCUCUGUUGUGGGGUUCUAUAGCUCUCCUCUCUUCACCAAACUGCUGCCAGAAAGGCAUGACACAGCGAUGACCAAGAUAAUCGGGAACUGUGUCUCCCUGCUGGUGCUGAGCUCUGCACUCCCCGUUCUGUCUCGUACCCUGGGGAUCACAAGGUUUGACCUGCUAGGUGACUUCGGGAGAUUUAACUGGCUGGGAAACUUCUACAUUGUCUUUCUCUACAACAUGCUCUUCGCUGGCCUCACUACUCUUUGCCUGGUGAAGAAAUUCACCUGGGCUGUACAAGCAGAACUUAUCCGGGCCUUCGGCCUCCACAAGCUGCCUCUGCCUGUGACACGGUCCCAGCAGCCGAGCAAAGUCAGCUAGAGCGACCAGCCGCGCCUGGACGGAGUUUGGCCACGUUUGCCGGCUGCCUGCUCUGGGGGACAUGCUGGAUGUCACGAUCUCGUGUCUCGUGUUCUGAGCCAUCGUGCAGCAGCAGGAAGAGGACGGGGGCCUCCUGCUCCGGCCCGCGUUUGACCAAUAACUUGAGGAGACUUGAAGGCGGGGAGGGGGUGCUUUUGUCGACACCCUCAGCCAGCUCCUCGCUGUGUUCCGGAAGCCAGGGGCGGUGCUGAGCUCGAGCCACUGGAGAAACCUCCCUGUCUUCCCGCUAAUCGAAGGAGCCUCGUGCAGACCCACCUUGUCAGCAAAGAAGUGAAGCACUGCGGGGGCGGGGGGGGCUGACGGUGGAGGAAGAGGCACCAGACUCUGCUGGAGGGACUCUACUGUAGAACUAGCUGAUGCUGGGAGCAAAGCCAAAGGCGGCAUUGGCCAAUGCGGGAAGUCCCUGGGUGACCCUUGUCUCAGCCGGGGGGGGGGGGGGGGCACCGCAAAUGCUGCUUUUGCUCCCCUCCUGUGUUUACAUGGUCUCUUUUAAACCUCAUACUUACCUUUGCCCUCCUUUCUGACACUAGAUCUGGUGGCCUGAACCAGUCCGGGGUGUGUGUGUGUGUGUGCGCGCGCGCGCAUCCUUCCCUUGAAUUCUGAGCCAGUUCUAAAUAGUAGUUUUGAACUCCGUUGCGUGUUUACAUACCUCACUUAAGUGCAAUAAGAGCUGGCGCAGUUGGGCCACAUAUCUCCCCCCCUUUCCACCGAACUCUGCUUGUGUGUGUGUGUGUGUUUGUCUGUUAAAACUUACUUUGCAAUAUAUACCUUCCUCUUCCACAGCGGUGGGCAGCAGAGUAACACGGACGCAUCCGCUGUCCUCUUCCCAGUUGCUGUUGGUCAACUCAGUAAGAGCCACUGAGUGCUUUGGCCGGCCGGCCAUCAACUGCACACCGCUGCUGUCCCCCCUUAUCACUAUUUGGUGGGCAGAUGUGGGUUUUCCUGAAGGAGGUGGAGAGAGAGUGCCCUGUCCUUUACUCCAGUCCAUUGCCUUGCUGUGUGGGAGCUUGAUCCUAGAAGGGAGAAUUUCACAACCGAAGGGAUUCCCCUCUGGCCCUUCUCCAUCUCUCCCAGCUCUAGAAACAGUUGUUAUUAUGUGCGGGGUCUUGAAGGACACUGGAGAUAUUGUCCUAAAUCAGAUGAAUGAAUUCAGCUUACUAGAAGUUUUUAAUAUGGAAGGACAUGAGGGGCGGAAACCAAUUUAUUCACAACUGUUGGAAGUCAUUCUACCUUUCCCUGCGUGCAGGAAACAAAACACAAGCUCGUCUACACGGUGACAGAUCCAUUAUUGCGGAUCUGUUGUAUGCUGCUUGGUUUGGGUCUCUCUCGCAGUCGCUGGAGUCCCAAGAUGGCUUCCCCAGUUUGUAUUACCCAGUAUUGAACCCAGGAAUAAACGAGCAAGUUUUAAUUCCCCAUUUAAUAAAGCUUUAUGAGGAAGUGAUGGAACCCACGAACGAGGCUGAAGAAGUGGGGAAGGGAAUCGGGUGGGACGCCAGCAAUAGCAAUAGUCAUUCCUUCCGGAAGCUAGAAUGUGCAAAUUGAGAGUGGUUGUGGUUUGUGUAUUUCGGUAGGGGUCGUUCCUCCAUGUGUUCAUUUCCACUGUGUUUGUAGUAGUGUUGUCCUACUGUGAGUGUGUUGCUGCCGGGGUUCAGUUGCCAGCGUAAGACCGCAACUGUCCUAUGUCCGUAAUACAAGCAGAAGUUUGCAUCAAGAGGACAGCAGCUCUCCCAAACAGCGCGCAAGCGCCCCUUUGUAGCUGAUUUGGAGAACUGCAGAUUGUUACGCCGGUGGCGCGAUGUGAGACACCGGUAAUCUACUCCGAACUGUACGGCUGGGAUUUGAGAGGGCUGAGCAUUUAAGCCCUGGUUCCUCAGCACCGCCUAGCAUUAGAUAGAAAGAGAGCUGUGCCCAGCCAAAUUGUUUCGUUUUAUGAACACCUUAUAUAACUGAAGAACUGUGAAAGCUGCCUGUCCUUUGCUUUGGUUGUAUGUGAUGAGUCUGGUUCCAGCACUGCACUGUUCUUGGGGCUCUUGCCCCUGUAAGCAAUAAAUGGCCUGGUUUUUUUUCCUA
Eublepharis macularius is the source of this 3813-nucleotide messenger RNA. RefSeq names its product limb development membrane protein 1 like (gene LMBR1L). Gene Ontology annotation, biological process: signal transduction; receptor-mediated endocytosis. The transcript has 17 exons. The coding region runs from base 220 to 1683 and encodes 487 amino acids. The record is from RefSeq and is a predicted model, not a curated record. Gene Ontology annotation, molecular function: transmembrane signaling receptor activity. NCBI's taxonomy places the organism in Eukaryota, Metazoa, Chordata, Lepidosauria, Squamata, Eublepharidae.